AUGAAGAUGAGUUCAACCCUCAAUUAUGCACAUCAACGCCCAAGAGAGCAAGAACAGCAUUGUUUAAUAAUUCCCCUCAUUGCUGUACAGAAAUUCCAGGUAAACAGUGCCAGUGGACAGUGGUCAAAGACAUGGCAUAAUUUUAAUUCAUUUUACUGCAACAAACAUCAGUUGUAUGUGAUAAAGAAUUAAUCUAGUCUCCAUUGCUUGGAAUACUGUGGCCCAUUCAUGCUCUGAGAAACGUCAUACCACUUGUAUGUACAUGGCAAAAACAUAUAACAUCUAAAUGAGUUUUACCUUGAUGAUCCAGUUUGACUAACUCACUGGCAUUCAUUGCGGGUGAGGAUUUGGGUUAAUGUUAGGGUGAUAUCCAAACCAGGUUGACAUCACCUGCAACAAAUGCCUGUGAGUUAGUCAAAUCGCCUGUGAGUUAGUCAGUCAAAUUGCCUGUGAGUUAGUUAAAUCAAAACAUUGGUAAUCAUGGUAAAUUACAAAUUAAUAACAGGAAAUUAGUGAUUAUACAGUAUCUCAGGGCAUUUGUGGAACCCCCCCCCCCCCGAAGAGCAUUGAGCUCUUUCGACCCACAUACUUCCAUGAGCUUUCAGGGACUGUUAAUCAUUAAUUCUCCUCAUGUAAUGGUAUUGCUUGAUUUGCUUCUUAAAUGUACUACUUGUCAUCCCUUUAGCCCAAACAACACCUGAUAAAACAGUAACAACUGAAGAAAUCCAUGAAAACAUAAACAUAUCAAGACAACGUGAUGUUCAAUCUUCUUCUGAACAAGUUUUUCUAGACACAGUUGUCAAGGAAAAUAGCCUUUCAGAGUCAGGAUACUUAUUGCUAGACUCUGACAGUGAGACUGCCUCUGAUAGCGACGAUGAUGUUUUCUAUACCAGUAGAGCAGUAGCAGUGAAUAUGAAGAAGACCCAAACCCUGUCAUGGAUCAGUUUGAUAUUUCCUAUGAUGAUGACCUUUUUGUUCAUGAAUCUGAAACAUCUGACUCACAAUGUAACCAUGAUGAAACUUGUGUUGAGCCUAUUGACAUGGAUAUUACAUCAGAACUGGAACUUGGAACAAUUGAACUGGAUGUUGCUGUCAAUAACCAUACAAGACUAAUUCCCGAAAAUUAUUACAAGGAUAUGGAAAAAGAUUUGGAUAAUGAAAUGAAGUUUGUUACUGAAAAAAGAUUCAUAUGUGAUGUCUCUAAAAUAAAGAAACUUUUCACAUCUUGUAUGGCUAAAGAGUGUCAUGCUCCAAUUGAGCAUGUUAACGAGAGUUUUGUGGGAUGUGCUUUGAAGAUUCAGUGGCAGUGCAUAGAUGGUCAUUGUGGAGACUGGCAUUCAAGUGGAAUUUAA
This is a messenger RNA of Paramuricea clavata, 1352 nucleotides long. The record is from the annotation of a GenBank genome assembly. NCBI's taxonomy places the organism in Eukaryota, Metazoa, Cnidaria, Anthozoa, Malacalcyonacea, Plexauridae.